Homarus americanus (American lobster) is the source of this 6528-nucleotide messenger RNA. RefSeq names its product peptidyl-prolyl cis-trans isomerase Fkbp12-like (gene Fkbp12). The transcript is spliced from 5 exons. NCBI's taxonomy places the organism in Eukaryota, Metazoa, Arthropoda, Malacostraca, Decapoda, Nephropidae. Bases 58 to 387 code for a protein of 109 amino acids. Gene Ontology annotation, molecular function: peptidyl-prolyl cis-trans isomerase activity. The record is from RefSeq and is a predicted model, not a curated record.
AAUUGGCGCAGGAAAGCUAGAGGUUAUUGUGGCGCUACAAGCUGAGAAGGGAGGAUCAUGGGCGUUGAUGUGCACACUAUUUCGCCGGGAAAUGGCGAGACCUACCCAAAACCUGGUCAGCAAGUGGUGGUACAUUACACAGGAACUCUAAUGGAUGGCAAGAAGUUUGAUUCUUCCCGAGAUCGUGGCAAGCCAUUUAAAUUCCGCAUUGGACAAGGAGAAGUCAUCCGUGGUUGGGAUGAGGGUGUUGCUAAGAUGUCUGUUGGUCAGACGGCAAAGUUGAUCUGCAGCCCUGACUAUGCCUAUGGUGAAAAAGGUUUCCCUGGUGUGAUCCCUCCAAAUGCCAUACUAACAUUUGAUGUGGAACUACUCUCUGUGGAGGCAUAAACACCUGCAAUGCGCUGCUGCCAGUUGGGUUGGGGAAGGCCAGUAUUAUCAGAUGAAGGAAAAUGGUACACUACGAAAAUUUUAACCAGAUGAACAAGAACCAAGAGAAAACAGGAUGAAGAACUGUGAAUGGAAGAUGUGGUGAAAGACAGCUUAUGAAUGGGAGGCGUCACACACUUCCACCUUCACUUAGGGUUUGAGUAUCUGGUUCACGAUUAGUUUGCAGGACGUUCAUUUUGUGCAUUGCUAACUUAAAAUCCAUUUAGCUUUAAUUAUGAAUGAAGCACAACUUCCAAAACACUUAAAUCUGUACAACAUCUACAGUACAUGUGAGCCAACAAGUAUAUUAGCACUCAAACAGGUCAGGUCUUAAAGAAUUGUUUUGUCAAUUUCUCAUGUUAACCAACCUGAUCAGUUACACCGAGUAUUAACUUUGUAGAAAAUAUCUCGAUAAUUCAAGACAAAAAUUACCCAAAAUGUUCACCAUUUUUGUGCCGCAUAUACUUAUCUGGUGUAAAAUCCUUAAUAUUUUUUUUGUCUGAUUUACAAUGGAAGUUGAGCAAUCUUGUCUUCAUAAUGAAAAUUUUGGCAAAUCCUUAUCCUGAAUAACAGAGAUACUAAUAUCUAUCUAUUAUCAUAGAACACCAACCAGGUGACAUGAAAAGAUAUAAACACAGUUCAUCACAGUAUACACUGCCUUCCUGUCAACAGCACACAAAUAUCAUUCCUCAAUCUGUAACAGAUAAACUUGCACUAAGUCCUGACUAGUCGCUCCUUAUCCUAUAAUCUUCGAACGAUCUUUAGCCUUACCAUUGUCUACUGUAGGUUAAGUGUUCACCUAGAAGUUUCACUCACAAAGUGCAAGAUUCAUUAGUGCUCAGAAUGUUUCAUUUUCAUUUGACAUGAUGGUGUGAGGAUAGAAUUGUGGUUAUAACCGUAUCAAAUAAAGUAGAGUACAGUACAUGUCAUUUCUUAAUUCAUUGAACACAAUAAACAUGGUUUUCAUUCCAUGCACACUAAUUUUCAUUCCUGUAUUUUCUUAAGAGGCAGCAAGGGUGCACUUGUAUUGAACAGUGCAAGAAGUUGUUACCACCACUGGCAUUUCCUUGAUGAAUACAUUGAAGCAUCAAGAAUGUUUCUGUUUAUGGCACUGUGUUCUGAUGCCUCACUGUGGUCUUGUUUGAUUAGCUGCAGUACACUUGUCUAAUACUAUACUGUCAUAAUUUUGUGUGAACCAUCUAACAGAAAUGACUUGACAAUUCUGAUUGAAAAUUUCAACUGGAGUCAUGUCACUGUUACUAAAUCAUGGCCAAGUCUUUGAAUAGUAGAUGGUUAAGUUUCCAAGUAUUAGUUCAAGAAUAACUAACAUAUGUGAAAGAGUAGUGAGUACAGUACUUAAUUCUUCACAAAACAAUCUUGACAAAUACACUAAUACUUUCGGAUGUUUCUGGGAUUUUUAGCAAGUAACUGGCAAUCCACACACCAAAUACCAUUUGGUGGCACACAAAUGACACUUUACAGAUACAUAUAGACACAUGGUGUACGUUUAUUGACUAACUAAUGGCCAGCACACAGUGGCAGUCAGUCAACAUUCAAUUAAUUAUUCCAAAACUUUAUAAGAAAAAAAAAAGAUGCUAACUAUUCUAUAUAAAUUACAAGGAUGGAUGUAUAGUGGUUGUACAAAAUAAAGAAAUCACUGAAAAUAUAGAUUAAUUCUAUAGCAAUACUAUCAUUUACACACAUUAGAAAACACUAUACCUGAAAUAUGCAUCUUCAAAAUGCUACAGUAAGUAACUAUAUAAAUUGAGGAGAUGCUAUAUACAAAAAUAGCUUCAAAAUAUAUCCUAUUUUCAGUGAUAUGUCACCCUCACUUUCAUAGAAGUCACAAAAUAUGUCAUUCGAAAAUACAUUGAGUGUGGAUCAUUAAUUACCAACAUUGAUCUCUUUCUGAUCUACAGUAUAUUAUAAUGACAACUUACAUUUUAUAUUAUAUUCUAAAAUGUUUAUAAAAUUUCCAACACUGACAAUAAGCAACUUUGGUAACGAGCAUCAUAUGGCUUGGUUAAUGAUGCCACAAUUAUUAUCACAACCUGAAAAGCAUCAUCAAUAUACAACACAGUAAAACACAAAGAACAUUUUGACUAAUUCUUGAACUUUAGAAUAUCAUUGGUCGGGUCACAUCUGCACUACAGAAACAUUUGUUUUGCUAAGAAGCUGCAGCCAUGAGCCACAUUUGGACUUAUGGGUCAUUUUACUAAGGUCAACAUGGAAUAGUUUCCACUGGCUAAUGUGUUUAGGGGUGUUUAUUUAGACCUUAAAACAUGAAGGUUAACUUAAACUUUAAACUACUUUAUUGAGAAGAAAGAAUUAUUUUAAGGAGCUAACAUAUGUAUACAUAGGAACACUUCUGUGUUUUACCCUGCAGUACAAUAGGAAGUACUUGUGUAUUUUGUCCUAUACCAAAUAGGAAUGUUUUUCUAUACAUAUGUACAUACCUGUACAGUAUACAGUACUGUAUGUAUAUGGUUCGGCAAUUACCAAUGGAAGAAUUAAAUACUUUGUGAAGAUUUUAUGUGCAAUGUACAGUUAAGCAGUGUGACUUUAAAACUCCUGUGUGGAAAGUGUAAGUUUUUAUUACAGUAUUUCAAAAUGUCAACGUUUCAUUUUAUAAAUUUUCCUUUCGAUUUCUUUGCAUCUAAAGUCAUUAACAUAACACAUUUCACAGAUGGGUCAAAUAAAUUUAAUAUUUUUUUUAUUGCUCUUACAUAUUAUAUUGUGAAGCAAGUGGAUGAAAUUAAAAUAAUUUUUGUUUCGACUCCUAAAAUUAUGCCUAUUUUCUAAAUUCUCUCAGCAUCACAAAUGGCCAAUAUACUAUUGGUAGUACAGAAUACGAAGAUAACCAUGAUUUUCUAAAAAAAUAUUUGCUUUUACUGACGACAAUAAUUAACAAAAUUUAAUAAUGAAAACAAAAACACAGCUUGAGCAGUUUAUUCUUAAGAGUUUUAUUUGUGAGACUUCUCGGGUCACUUUGUAUAUCAAAAUUUAUCUGAUUACUCUUCCAAUAUUUGUAUACCUUAAUACAAAUUCUGAAGGUACAAUAUGUGCUUUAUACAAUGUUUGUCCUUAUAAUAAAAACUUAUUUUAGCUAAUUCCACAUUUCAAAUAUCUCUCUCUCUCUCUGUAUCCAGGGUUCGAUUCCUGACUAGUGAGCUAUUGUUUGUAUACAGUACUGUAUUGAAGUCAACGUGUAUAUGGAUUAUUGAUAUAUAUACAGGUAAACCUUGAUAAAUUAUGAUUAGUUCAGAUAUAUUCCGCUUUAACGAUGGUCAUGAAUUAAGAUCAUCUCGCUAUAUACGAUAAAAAUAUUCGCUUUAACAAUAUCCAUUGUUUAGAAGAAAAAAAUUGAUCUCUAGUGCUAACACUGGGUUGUAUAAUAUGAAAUUUAUUGCUGUCUUGCAACGAUUCCAGCAAUGCAAUUAUAUAUGUCUAUGUCAAAUCAGUGACAUUUUAUAAGGAAACAAUAUUUAACUCUACGCACCAUGCAUGUCUCCCUUCACUUGUUAGGCCUACUCGGACGAUGCCACAAGGCCAACCUGUGCACUACAACCCUGCACUUGGUUUUUGUCGAUCGUAAAACCACCAUCGCAUUGCUCCAUGCCUAUCAGUCAGUGUCGUACAUUGUAUUUAUCAUCGGUGUUUUGUUUUUCUUAUAGUGAGGUGGACAACACUAACAUUUAGAUUGAACUGUGCUAUGAUGACUGUAAAGUGAUAUUUUUUGUGACUGAGGUGCUUCACCUCUGUUGUGAAAAUGAUGUGAGCAGUGUCGGCCUCUAUCAUUGUUUUUAUGUUAUCAUCGUUUGCUCUGUUUUUGUGUCUAGUGCUUCUGCUCUAUUUUUGUGGCUGAUAUGAGCAGUGAUCUUUGAUAAUGUCUGGGAAGGCCAAGGCAUCCAAGACAACCGUGUAUCUGGGGUGAAGCUUGACAUUGUGAAGUAGCAUGAGACUCCCCAGGGGCUGUGUGGCAGUCAAUGUGAUGUUUCCACUCCACCUACAAGAGUCCCCUUAGCCUCAAAGGGGACAUGUGGCUUGUUUUUCAUGAUGUGGUGAGUGUUAUUAAUCGUUUUCUAUGAUUUUAUAAGCGUAGGAAUUUUUUUGUUGGUGAUACAUGUGUGUGUUUGGCGACUGGCAGGGAAUGUACCGUAACCUAUUGAACUCCAUGUUAUAAUGCUCCCUAUCUAUGGUAUUUAACUUAGCUAUAGGGUUUGAGGAACCUAACCCCAUUGUUUAUCGAGGUUUACCUAUAUAAUACCACAAUGGGAAAAUUAAUUUCCCUCUCUUUUAUUUUUCAGGUGAGGGAAUCACAACAAAUGAAUGAAUUAACACUAGAGGAAAGAGUUACUUUCAUAUUAAUGUACGGAGAGCUAAAUGCUUCACAAAAGAAUGUAAUCGACAACACCCAGGCAUGUGAAUGUUGUAGAUUAAAGCCUUUGCAACUGAUUAUUGUUUAGCUUUUUGGCUUUCCAUACAUGAAUACAGUAGUAUUAGAAUCAUUCUUUUUUCUCAUGUUAAUUUCUCUGACAUCUUCAUUGAUUUGCUAUGAAUUCUAUGGUGCUCGACUUAAGACACACCUAGUGUGUGUGUUUGUGUGUAAACAUGACUGAUACUAUGGUAUGACUCAUAAAUGUUCACUUUUUGGAGUUUCAUUAUGGCUAUAGUUUAUCACCUUUCCUUCAUUCCUCCAUAAGAAAUAUAUAUACCUGUAUACCUGUACAGUACAUGUUCAUUACAUAUAUAUUGUGGACUAUGUUAAACAAUUUUUGUCAUUUUUAUUUGGAGUGUUUCACAUUCAAUCCUGCCUUGGUCAAUUCUUCCAUACAGCAUCACAGUGAUCUACAUUAAACUAAUUUUUCUCUUCACCACACAACAUUUUUAGGGCCCCACACAGCAUUCAUCAUAUGCCUUGACCAUGGCCUCCAUUGUAGCAAACUAUUUUGUGAUUUGAAACUUUUUAUCUAAUUAGCUUAUGUACCUCAGACACACCCACAGAGGAAACGGUUUGACCAAUGUGAUUCAAUAUCUGUGUUGAGAACUCUACAAUGAUUUUGUGCUACAGCUGAUCAAACUUGGAAUUAAAACCAUUAAAUUGAUUCCAUAGACAAUUUAUCCUUAAUGUGAGAAAGUUAUUUAUAAUAUUCUUUGUUCAUGAAUGCUACUGCAUACUGUAUAUCAGGUACUGUAUAUACAAUGCAUUCUCAGACAGAUAUGGGAAAAAUCCUAUUGUGUUCUAUGCUGAAUACAAUAGAUCAAUGUACAAUACAGUAUUUUAUUAUACUGCAUUUCAUUUGUGGUUCUGUAUAUCUUGUAUGCAUUACCCUUAUAUUAAAUAAGGCUACAAGUACACUCCUAACACAGCUGGUGAUUUGCACAAGCAUUUCCUCAUUGCCAAGUCACUUGCCCUCUGUAAAGUAAUGCAUCACAUCCAAAGUAACUGCUAGGUUUCUUCUCUCUAGUUCACUUAUUUACACCAUCUACUUAUAUACAUAAAAUGAUGAGCAAUGAUUUACGAUGAUGUCUACAAACAUGUAACUUAAUACAGUGUGAAUUAUUUGUCUUUUCUGUCGUAUCUUAUAAAUAAGCCAAAUUGAAGUAAUAAGUGGAAUGUAAAUGGGGAUAAUUAUCAUUGUUUCCUUAAACUUAGAAUAUAAACUUUAACAUUUCUUUUCUUGAUGUAAAUAUACUUUUAAAUCACAGCUGAAAAAUUCCAGUACAAGAAAAGCUGUUUUUUCUAAUCAGUAAUAUCACAAAGUACUGUACAAUUUAACUACUGUACUGGAAUAUAUUUUCCUAUUCUUUAAUGUGUAAUACCUCUGAGACAAACCUUCAUUUUCCAUAUACUGUAUAUGUAAAUGAAACUACUGGAAAAGAACUGCAUAAUCUAAACAUGUUUUGACUAUAGGGUAUACAGUUAUGUGAAUUGGUGAAAAAACUACAACCGGGUGUAAGAAAAGAAGAUCCAUUUACUAACUGUUGUUUGUUCAGUCCUAACAUCACUUUACAUUCCAAUAGGUUAGCACGAGUAAGUGUACCCUAUUCAGCCUAACCUACUGUCAUUCACCUUCUCUCUUAAUAAAAUUUGAUCUUUGC